AUGGCACCCAACAGCGACGAAAAGUCGGCUGGACCGUUGCCUCACAGCCCCAGGCCGGGAGAGGCGCCGCCAACCAGCCAAAAUGUCGAUCGCGGCGCCCGUCGCGGCGGUCGCUCUGCGUGGUGGAAGACACCACUCUUCCGGGGUAUGAUCAACGACAUUCGGCGCCGAGCGCCGUUCUACGUCAGUGACUGGGUUGACGCGUGGGACUAUCGUGUUGUGCCCGCGACGGUGUAUAUGUAUUUCGCAAACAUCCUCCCCGCCCUAGCCUUCUCACUCGACAUGUUCACCAGUACUGGCUCGACAUACGGUGUCAACGAAGUCCUGCUGGCAUCUGUCCUCGGCGCCGUCGUGUUUUCAUUGCUCGCUUGUCAACCUCUGGUUAUCGUCGGUGUGACCGGCCCCAUCACCGUCUUCAACUACACCGUUUACGAUAUCAUGAAGCCAACGGGGGUGAACUACCUUGCUUUCAUGUGUUGGAUUGGCUUAUGGUCAUUAGUCUUCCACUGGAUCCUCGCCGUUACAAAUUCGUGCAACUGGCUGCGCUACGUGACUCGCUUUCCUUGCGAUAUCUUUGGCUUCUACGUCGCCUGCAUCUAUAUCCAGAAGGGCAUCCAGGUCCUCGACAGACUGGGCGACGCCGAGCCGUUCUACCUAUCCAUUGUCGCCGCCUUGCUCGUCUUCAUAGUCGCGUACGUCUGCGCCGGGAUCGGCGGAAGCAGUCUGUUCCACCAUCACGUACGGAUAUUCAUCAAAGACUACGGCACUCCGCUCACCCUCAUCUUCUUCACGGGUUUCGUCCACAUCGGCAGGAUGAAGCCUAUUCACCUCGAGGUGCUUCCUACGGGCAUCGCGUUUAUGCCGACUGCAGAUCGCAGCUGGCUUGUAGAUUUCUGGAACAUUCCCGUCGGAGACGUGUUUCUUGCCAUUCCGUUUGCUAUUCUGCUGACAAUUCUGUUCUGGUUUGACCACAACGUUUCUUCUCUUAUCGCCCAGGGAACCGAGUUUCCUCUUCGGAAACCCGCCGGUUUCCACUGGGACCUCUUCCUUCUCGGCUUGACAACUGGCGUUGCCGGCAUCCUCGGCCUGCCGUUUCCUAACGGCCUCAUCCCCCAAGCCCCUUUUCAUACCGAGUCUCUCACAGUCACAAAACCUGAGCCGGAACUCGACGAAAAGGGUGAGUUCAAGGGUAAAUACGUCACAAAGGCGUCUCACGUCGUCGAGCAGCGCGUCUCCAACCUGGCCCAGGGCCUGCUUACUCUUGGCACAAUGACGGGCCCGCUCCUCGUCGUGCUGCACCUGAUCCCUCAUGGCGUUCUCGCCGGCCUUUUCUUCGUAAUGGGCGUUCAAGCGCUGGAGGGCAACGGCAUCACACUGAAACUUAUCUUCCUGGCGCGCGAUAGGCACCUCACACCCUCGAGCCACCCCCUGAACCAGAUCCGACGCAGCGCCGUGUGGUGGUUUGUGGCUAUUGAGUUGAUCGGCUUCGGCGCCACCUUUGCGAUCACGCAGACGGUGGCUGCGGUUGGCUUCCCCGUGUUCAUCAUGCUGCUGAUCCCCAUCCGCGCGUGGCUUCUGCCGAGAUGGUUCUCGGCACAGGAGCUGGGAGCGCUGGACGGGCCCACCGCCAGCCCCUUUACGAUGGAGAGCGUGGGUGGCGUGUACGGCGGCGACGCGAGCGAGGACUCGGACGAGACGAGGGUCUCGGGGUACAGUGACGGCGAUUUACCGGCGAGUAGACACGCUUCUGGAGGAAGUCAGGGGGUCUUGGCGUCGAACGCGGCUCCCGGGAGAAGCUUGGAGGAUACGGCGGAGCUGGGGCUUUCGAGGAGUAGAGAAUCUAAUGGGGCUGCUCGAAGGGGAGGACAUGUUCAUACGACUGAAUGA
Molecule: messenger RNA, 1887 nt
Organism: Colletotrichum truncatum
Lineage: Eukaryota; Fungi; Ascomycota; Sordariomycetes; Glomerellales; Glomerellaceae
Product: anion exchange protein 4 protein
Biological process (GO): borate transport; monoatomic anion transport; monoatomic ion homeostasis
Cellular component (GO): basolateral plasma membrane; plasma membrane; fungal-type vacuole
Molecular function (GO): solute:inorganic anion antiporter activity; borate efflux transmembrane transporter activity
Source: RefSeq, a predicted model, not a curated record